This is a messenger RNA of Girardinichthys multiradiatus, 7096 nucleotides long. It is a transcript of the gene nlrc5, whose product is annotated as NLR family, CARD domain containing 5. Gene Ontology annotation, molecular function: protein binding. The coding region runs from base 188 to 5779 and encodes 1863 amino acids. The record is from RefSeq and is a predicted model, not a curated record. Lineage: Eukaryota; Metazoa; Chordata; Actinopteri; Cyprinodontiformes; Goodeidae. The transcript has 54 exons. Gene Ontology annotation, biological process: positive regulation of transcription by RNA polymerase II; inflammatory response; positive regulation of MHC class I biosynthetic process.
UAUAUGUCCUUACAACGCACAGAUAGAUGGAUAGAUAAAGCAACAAUCCGCCCCUGUUGGGCCAAGUAAAAAACGAAACCAAAAAUGAUGCAUUUAUUCUUUGCUUGGUUUCGUUUUCAAGAAACACAGAGUGUGGCUGUAGUGAAGCGCGGUGUGCGAUACCAGCCAGUGCUGAUGGAGUCUGAUCAUGGAUGAGGAGCUUGACCCUGACGAUGGAAAUGUGAACUCCAUCUUGACUCAGGAAUACUCAGAGCUGCUCCGCAUCCUUUGCUGUCAGUCGGACUCAGUCAUAACGCAGCUUGGCCAAACAAUGCCAAAUGAUGCCAUGUGGUUUAACAGACAAGCAACCGCUGGCUCUGCUGCAGCAUCAGAUUACAUUAAAGCCAUGCUGGAGUACUUCAGACACACCAACACUGCAGAAUGCAGCGACUUCCUUCAGAGUGUCUGUCUUCUGUGCGAAGGCAUUCCCAUGCAUCUUGAGUCGAAGAUUGUGUCUGUGGCCGGAAAUGCAUGCAAUGCUACUUCCAGUGGGACGGAUCAGCAACCUUUAGUGUCGCCUGCAGAGGAGCAGCUCCCCAAACGCCCACGGAUUGAUUACUGGGAGCAGUACAAGAGUGAAGUGGCAUGUUUACUGCAGACAAGGUGGAAGCGACUGUCAGAGGGCCUGGUGAAGGACGUGCAGCCGGACAAAAUUUGGGUCAGCAUAAGAACUGCAAACAGAGUCAAGGACAGACCCGAUCAGACACCCAGCUCUACAGAAAGAGGCAGUAGAACACCAGAGCCAGAUGGUGAUUACGGGUGGCCAGAAUCCAGGCUGACUUUGGAGAGCUUUCUGCAGGGAUGUGCAGGAAAAGUGACAGUUCUUGCUGGCCAAGCUGGAUCAGGAAAAACUCUGCUAAUGUCCUGUCUUGGGCACCAGUGGGCUGUAGGAUUAGGCCCUAUCCCUUCAUCCCACCUGUUUGUCCUGCUGGAGUUUCGCCAGCUCAACCUCCUGUCCUCCCCUCUUUCCCUGUCUGAGCUGCUGUUUCACCACUACCUCCCACCUAAUUGGGACAAUGAUGCAAAGCAAGCCAUUGUGGACUACCUCCUUUCCAAUCCAGAGCAGAGCUGUUGGGUGCUGGAUGGCUAUGAUGAGUUUCAGGAAAAACUAAAGAGACAGAACGUUCGGAAUGAGCUGUUGGACAUAGAAAAGCCUCUGCCUGUCGCAGACCUCAUCUCUGGGUUGUUGAACCGUCGACUUCUUGCAGGAAGCACCGUGUUGGUCACAUGUCGCCUACGCGAUGUUAUAGAUUUGGACGGUUUGUCGGACAAAGUGGGGCAGUUGCUGUCGUGGGACCACCAUGAAAUCAAGGAGUAUGUCAACAGCUUCUUUGGUGUAAAAGAUGGAAAUCUUGGAGCAGAUGCAGCAGACGUUCUUUUCUCCAGUCGACAUCUCCUUGCCAUGUCCACCCUCCCUGCCCUCUGCAACAUCUGUUGCAUCUUUCUGCAACAUUUACUGCACCAACGCAGAGAUACAGAAGAAAACAAGAUGCUGGAAAAAAACGGAGCUGAAGCAACAAAAAAAGAUCUAGAAAUAGGAGAGAGUCAACCACAAAGAUCACUAUCAAGCACAUUAACACAAAUCCCUGCAACCCAGACUCAGAUCUACCUCACUGCUGUUGCUGCAUUUCUUAGCCAACACCCUCACCAAAGAGGAGGAAAUGACAGGCCAGAGACCUCAGGAUUUCCUCAGAGUACUGAGUUUGCAUGGAGUGCUCUGCAUUCGGCUGAGCUGUGUGAGCUCAGUUGGCUAGCAUGGAGAGGUUUGGAGGAGAGCAAGAUAAUCUUUUUGGAAGAAGACAUUCCUCAGCAUAUUUUAGAGUUAUCAGUCAAGACAGGACUCUUCUCACAGGUGGAGUUCAGACAUCCUGAUGGAUUUCUCGUCAACGCUUACUGCUUCGUUCAUCUCACAGUGCAGGAGUUUUUGGCUGCACUCAGGAUCAUGACAAGCAGUGAUGUUAGUGAUGCACACCUGAAGAAGAGAUUCAGUCUGAAAACCCGCUGGACGACUAAAUCUGACCAGAAAACGGUGUUCACUGAUUCCCUCUACCUGUACGUAUGCGGUCUGGCUUCGUCAGACUGCAUUCCAGCUCUGGUUCUUGUAGCCAAGGCAGCGGGUUUAAAAGGAGCCCAAAAUUGGGUCGAGAAACGCCAAUCCCUCGUACUAAAUUUAAUGAAAGCUCUGUGUCACAGCGCCACUCUGACUGGACCAAAGAUUUUGCAGCUUUGUCACUGUGUUCAGGAAAGCCAGAACCGACAACUGGCUCAGCAGGUUGUAAGCGUGCGACCCAUCCUGGAGCUGCGAAACAUCUGGCUGGUACCCAGUGAUAUCGAUGCUCUGGCAUUUGUGGUCAAUUCAGCUGUUGACAAUGCUGUUGGUUUGGACUUCGGUGCCUGUUCGAUGGAGCUUGAGUGUUUAGAUGCCCUGUCCAGGUGUCAGUACAUUCAUCACCUCAGUUUUCGCAGUCGCAAGUAUGGUGAUAAGUUUGCAGAGAAACUCUCCUCCGUUCUACCUCGAUUUACAACGCUAAGAAAGCUUGAGUUUUGUGGUGCCAGUCUGACUGCUGCAGGGGCUGCGAGUUUGGCUUCUUGUCUGCAAAACUGUACCAGCAUCAAUGAGCUCAAUUUUAGUGACAACAAUCUGCAAGACGAAGGAAUCAGACACAUUACUGACAUUCUUGCCAAACUACAAAACUUGGCCUCUGUAAAGCUAGGCCGAAACAACACUUCUUUGAAAGCAGCAGAGUGUCUUGUUGAACAUGUCUCUUCUUGUUUGAACUUCCAACAUGUUCAUGCAGAUGGGGUAAAAGAGUUGUCAGUGACCUUUCAUCAAAAAUCUAAUUCAAACAGCCAUAAAAUUAAGCCAGAGUCAACAGUGAGAUUAUUGAAUCAGAAGUGGACAAAGGCUGACAUGCAAAACCUCGGCAAGUCGCUGGCUGGCUGCCCCUCCCUCUCUGUGCUGGAUUUGUCUGGAGGCAAGUGGGAUGAGGAAACUUUAAAAACACUGACUCAGUUUGUGCCAAGGUUCAGCAUCACUGAGAGGAUCAUCUUGAAUGGUAGCUGCUCAUCAGUGCAGUGUGUGGUGGCUGUCACUGCUUUGCUUUCGGACUGUCCUUCUGUGACGGACAUAAACAUCAGACUGCAGGAUCCAGCCCAGGUUUCUGUUGUGUUUUCUGGAGGGAGAGAAAAGACUGCAAAUGUUUUGUCUAAAACUCUGUGCCUCAGCUGCUGUUAUCUUCAGCCCAAUGACCUGGAAAGAGUUUGGAAAAGUUUGGGAACGUCCUCUGGUCUCUCUGAGUUGGACCUGUCUUGCAACAAGUUAGGCGACAAAGGACUAAAGAAGUUGUUAGACUUCCUGUCUCGACUAAACAAAGUCCAACAAGUGAAUUUCAGCGACAAUGGCAUCAGCAUUGAUGGAGUGGCUAUGCUGGCAGAUGCUUUGUCCUCCAGUAACAGAUUAACACACAUUUACAUAAGUGAUGGAGGCAAAGACCAGGUGAUGCUACAGUUCAGCUCUGACAGAAGCCAUGGCAAACUAAAGACAAAGUUGUUCAGAGUUAACAAAAGCUCCCUGACACCAUCUGAUGUAAACAAAGUGUGCAGGAAACUGGUCCAGUGUUGCCUCAGUUUGGAGUUAGAGUUUACUCAGUGCUCAUUUGCUGAGAAAUCUAUCGAAAAUAUGCUGAGAGUGUUGCCAAAGAUGUCAUCGCUGCAGAGACUAAAUGUUAGUUACAGCAUCACGUCCACCACUGAUGCUCUGACACUGAUCAGCUGUUUCCCUGACAACCAUCGAGUCUCAUCAGUGGAGCUCAGUCCACAGGGUGAAUCCUUCAUUCAUUUUGAUGAAGUUAAGGCGGAACAAGUGAACUGCAGGUUAACAGAUUUUUCUUUCAGAGGAGAUAACUUUGUUUUAUUGGACAGACUGCUUGAUAUCCUGCAGCAGGCCCCACAGCUCUCUUAUAUCGAUUUAUCAGGAAACCAGCUGGAAGAUGAGGGAGUGAGACAUUUAUUGGAGUCUCUGCCAAGGCUCAGAGUCAGCAGCUACAUUAAUCUUAGUAAGAACGGACUGAGCCAGAUGGGGCUGUUGGAUGUAGCCAGAACACUGUGUACCUGCACCAAUGUUUCUGCUGUGGAAGUCAGUUUGGGAGAAGAGGAAAGGUGUCUCAUCUGGUUUAGACAAAAAAGAGGAGGUGAAAAAACUCUGAGUGUUAGAGACAGCACGCUGCAGCGAGACCAUCUGCUCAUAUUAGCAACGAUUGUGUCCAAAUGUCUCAGUUUGACCAAUGUGGAAUUGAGGAACAACAUGCUGGAAUCAGAGUGGAUUGAAAGCUUUGUGACAGUUUUAAACUUAAAUCUAAGAGGAUGCGCCAUCAGCAUUGAAGAAUGUUGGAUCGGCGCCGAAGAGGCUGUACAUCUACUGUGUCGGUGUCUGCAGCUCAGCAAACCCGUCCAAACCAUCAGGAUUGACCACACCAAACUACAGCUGGUUCUGAUGAACAGCACUGAAAUGAGCCAAGCCGGUGAUUUUUCACUUCUAGCUCAGUCAGCGGCUAAAAAUAUAAGUUUCUUCAAUAACAGACUGAAUGUGGAUGGAGCUGAAUUACUCUGUUCUCUUCUGCCGUCAUUGCCAAAUCUCACAUCUAUCAGUGUUGGAAUCAAAGACAGUUCUGUCUCUGUGGUUGAGGAGAUCUUGCACGUCAUCCUGAUGUCUACAUCCAUUCAGUGUUUAAACUUGUCGGGGUUUUUUAUGAGUGACGCAGCAGCUCAGACCAUGAUGAAAUUGUUGCCCCGCCUUCGAUCACUCAGCAUGUCGCAUUGCGUGUGGUCAGCAGCUGGAAGGCUGCAGCUUUUCGAAGCACUGAAGAAGUGCUCUGCUUUGGAAGAUCUUUGCCUGGAUGCAGCGAUGCAGCUGAAUGAAGACUGCUGGAGAUGUUUGGUAAAAGCUCUGAGGAAUAUGAAUUCUUUACAGAUUCUUGAGCUGAAUGAAAUCGUAAAACCUUCAGGAGAAUCAGGAGCUGAUGUUGUUCUGGACCUCCUGGCUGGGAUGGAGGAACUCACACAGAUACAGGAGAUAGAGUUGGGUGGGUGGAGGAUGGCAGAUAGAGGCAUACAGAUGCUGACUGGAAUCCUUCCUGCCUGGAAAAACCUCAGGAAGAUCAGUCUCUCCAAGAAUCUUGUGAGUGAUUCUUCAGGAGAGAAGAUGCUGGAGGCUUUGAGGACUUGCAGCCAUCUGGAGGAGCUCCAUCUGUCCAGUAACCUUCUUGGUGACCUCACUGCUGCCAGAAUGGCUCUUGUUCUCCCAUCAAUGUCACACCUCUCUGUGUUAGAUCUUUCAGAAAACAGAAUCGGAAACGAGGGCUUGCUCAGUCUGUCCAAAGCAAUAAUGAACCUAAAGAGCCUUAGAAAGAUCCAGCUGACCUCUGUGGGGGAUUCAGAGCUGGUUGCUGUCGUUGCCAGUUUGCGCCACUGUCCCUUCAUACAGGAUGUGGGCCUUGGGUGGAACAACUGUGGAGACAAUGUGGCGCAGGAGCUGGCUAAAGUUCUACCUUUUUGCCACGAUCUGACUCGCAUUGACCUGGAGUGCAACAGUGUGAGUGCUGCAGGAGUGGAGGCUCUGGUUAAAGCAUUAAGGUCCUGUCCUGCUUUACAAGUUAUCAGGUUGUGGAAGAAUAAAGUCUCCCUGAAUGAAGCUCAGGGGUUCAGCCAGAUGGAGAGGAGGCUGAACUUCUCCUCCACCUAACAUGAUUCAGGAGAAUAAACUGUGCCAAUUGUGUUUCCCUUCAGCACCUACUGAGGUGAAAAGCACCUACACCGUUGCUUCUGGGACAAACUGCUCAACGAGUGUAUUUAUAUUUAAGAAAACAUUGCUGAUGGUUUAUUGAAAAAUGUAGACGUUCAGAUACAGAAAGAGAAUUUAUUUGAGUCUAUUUUUAACUGUGGCUGCUUCAUUUGUCAGCCUCUAGUUUCACAAGAGAAAGCUGGUGCAAUCAGCCAACACUGUGGCUGUUGGUCCAAACUCUGGCAACAAGUUAUUUAACUGUUAGUCACACACACAUCUGUAACACUGACUAAAUUACCUGUGUUACUUUGAUUGUUAAAAAAACACAAAAUGUCUUUUUUUUGUACUUCAACUGAAAUAACAGAAAAAUAUUACAUGAUAUGAAAUGACGUCAGACCAAGUGAUGUGCCACAGAUGUCAGUGUUGUAAUGAGCUCAUUAUUUUUAGACUGUUUCAAUCUCUGAGCACAGUUUUUGUUGUGAAACUAAAAGCCACAUUUUAUGUAUUAGUCAAAGUUAUGGACAGAAAUAAUUUCCUUUGUAUUUCUGCAGGCUCUGAUUGAAUGUGUGGAUUUGCACACAGAGGCCACAUAUGUGAAAAACACAAUAAGUCAAUAAUCUGCCGUAAACAGGGGGGUUCCUCUCUUAAUCACCAUUAAAGGUUGUGGUCUCUGUCAAAAUACGUAUUUAUUUCUUGGUCUUUGAUGGAAAAAAACAAGCAGCUCCAUUUUUAUGUAUAUUUAUGUGUGGUUCUCACUGAGUUUUCACAUAUUGUUCAUCUUGUACUAAUUUCUGUUUUAAGACUUGAUAAAAUGAUGCCAGACUGUUCUGGAAUUUAUGCACCUUAUUAUAUUAUGUUGUCCUUUUUGUCACAGCUACUAGUGGAACAAGGUGUGCUUUUAGGGUUGUUCAUGUAAUGUCGGAUUUUGUUCAUGCUCAGGUUGACAACGCUUCCUCUGUGCUUGGCACUCAGUAAAAUCACUGUCUCCAGUUAUUUCUUCUGUUUUCAUUCCAAGCUGUCUGCUCUUUGUUUCAUUUACCAAUAACGUGUCAGUCUGAUUUUAUCGUAUGCCAUUCCUGUCAUCUUAAAGACGAAAGAUGAAAUUUUGCCUACAACUUAACAAAAUCUAUUUGAAAUUUCAUAUUUUUACUAAUUUAACUGCAUUUGACAAGGUUUUUUUUAUGUGUACUGCUGAACCUGAUGAAUAGGAUCACUCUUAACCUGCCUACAUCUUCAGUUUCUCUGAAGAUCCUUGAUAAUAUUAAAGUUUUUACUGCA